ACAUUCCCACGGAUUCACACGGUUAAUUGUGCCUUCUGAUUGAUCCUCGCAUUGCACAUGACAUUUUCCACCCUUUGGCUAUUCGAGUUCAUGUCAAUAAACGGAAACCUCUUACCAAACAGCUGCUUGUUGUUUUUUAUGGAUCUCUUACGAUCGUUAUGAACGCUAAUUUCAUGGAGCUUAAGCUUAAUUAACUUUGAAGAGAAGCCAAUUAUUUCUUUGUUUUAGAAACAAUUACAAAACCUUCUACAAUUCGUCACAUAGCACUUAACCUCAUAUAAAACGAGGAUAGAAAAGGCUGAACGGUAGUUACCGUGUGGUACAAUCUUAACUUCAGUUAUACUUUGAUAGUGAUACGAUCCAAGAUGUUUGGCUUAGGGGUGUUGAUGCUAGCGCUAGCUACUGUGCACUGUAUUCCAAACUUUACGUUCGAUAGUGACGCUACUGCGGGCAACCUGGAACUGGACUUUACAUAUGAUGAAAAUGCCAUUGACGAUUACUACCCACUUGACGGUUUCUUGUCAUUUGACAGAGCCAAUGAAUGGCUAACCAUUUUAAUUAACAAAUAUCCUAGCAAUAUCACGACCAAGCCGCUCGACAGAUCGCACGAAGGACGAAGCAUCAGAGCCGUCUACAUCAAUAGGCAGCAAGAGAAGAAAAUCAUCGUAGUAGCGAACUUGCAUGCCCGUGAGUGGGCCGCUACAUCCUCGGCCAUCUACAUCAUCCAUGAGCUGAUUUAUCAUGCCAACAAGUACCCAGAAGCGUUCCAGUUUCAAUGGAUCGUUGUGCCGAUAGCGAAUCCGGACGGCUACGAGUAUACCACGACCACAGACCGCCUCUGGCGCAAAAACCGCAAUAGUCCUCUCGGCAUUGAUCUCAACCGCAACUUUGGCUACAAGUGGGAGGUGGAGGUAAACCCCGACGAUAAAAAUCCCGAAGGAGACACGUACCGCGGACCGUCGGCGUUUUCCGAACAGGAGAGUAAAGCAAUAGGGAAUCUUCUGAAGGAACAUGCACAGACAACGAUGCUGUACGUCGAUCUCCACACAUUCGGUGAGACUAUCCUGUAUCCGUGGAGCUUUAUGGACGAGGCGGCACCGAAUGCGGCCUGGAGCAGAUCCGUUGCCGAGGAAGGGGCGCGUGGUAUCCUCUUGCGGUCGGGUAAAACCUAUCAGGUUGGUACCCCUGCCGAGCGCUCGUUCAAAGAGUCUGGAUCCAGUAUAGACUACUGCUUUAGUCUUAACAUUAAAGCAUGUAUUGCGGUCGAGCUGACAGCGGGAUCAUACGAACUUCAGAACAGCACCAUCCCGCUGGCCGGCCAGGAAGCGCUAGCUGCAGUGCUCGCGAUGGCUGUUUAUGCAAACGCUGGGAAUUCGCCGCUCUAAAUCGAGCUCUUUCUUAUAUCGCUCGUGCUUAGUUUGUUAUUUAUAACUUAUUAUAAUAAAUAUUAUAAAAAUAUUGCAUAAACGUAUGAUCUAAACCAGGCGCCUCCAAACUUUUCAGCUCGCGGGCCGCAUUGCUUCAAAAAUAACUAUGUUGAGGGCCAUUUGACGCU
This is a messenger RNA of Anopheles gambiae (African malaria mosquito), 1555 nucleotides long. RefSeq names its product carboxypeptidase B1-like. NCBI's taxonomy places the organism in Eukaryota, Metazoa, Arthropoda, Insecta, Diptera, Culicidae. Bases 366 to 1385 code for a protein of 339 amino acids. Gene Ontology annotation, biological process: proteolysis. The record is from RefSeq and is a predicted model, not a curated record. Gene Ontology annotation, molecular function: metallocarboxypeptidase activity; zinc ion binding. The transcript has 2 exons.